ACGUAGUCCGUAUCCGUACCAUACCGUACGUACUUGCGUAAGUACGUAAAUAAAUGAGGACGAGUGACAACAACAUGCAACAUGGCUCACUUCAGUGAAAACCAGAAUCCUGCUCAAAGAGAAAGAUGGAUUUGUAUCUACCCAGCGUAUAUCAACAGCAAAAAGACUCUACCAGAAGGAAGGAAAAUUCCUAAGAGCAAAGCCAUUGACAACCCCACAGCCAACGAAAUCAAAGAUAUAUGCAGUGCUGCUGGCUUACAAGUUGCCUUGGAGGCAGGGAAAUGUUACCCCCGAGACCUUAACAGAGAUCCACUAUACCGGGGAAGGGUCAGAGUUCAACUCAAGAAUGAAGACAACACACCCUUCAAAGAAGAAUUUCCAAGCAGAAAAGCACUGCUGUUAUACGUCAGUGAGAUGAUCCCCAAACUGAAGACAAGACAACAGAAGCAAGGAGGCGGGGGUGAAUCCUCAGCAGCUGCUGGCCAAGACAAAGGAAAGAAAAAGAAGAACAAGAAGAGAUGACAUUGUUACAACUCAUAUAUCAGGUUUCUUUCUUUUUUCUGGUUUUAUUUUAUUAAAACUUUUUUCUGAUAAAUGAAAUUGUUGGUUCAAGUAAGUGGAUUUCAACUAGUAACUAUCAAGUAAUCAUGCAUGGGAUCUUCAGCACACAACUGUAUGAGCAGAGGGCUAUAAUAUGUGUACACAUACAUGUAUAAAAGUGUUGCUUCAAAUUGUUGUUGCAUCAUGAAAAUGACAUUUGAUAAAAUGUCUAGUCUGAGAUGUAUCAAUUAGCACCUGCAUGUACAGAAGGUGAACCCUAUGGUCCAACAUUGGACAUUUUAAACCCAUUUAGAUUGGUCCAAGUGAAAAAUAAAGUGCUCUCUCAAAGUUUGUACAGUGUACUAGAGAACAUUCUAAAUUAUUCAAGGAAUUUUACAUUUUGGACAAUAUGACAUACAUGUAGUUGCAUUUUGUCUGAGCAUGUCUGUGUCUAAUACCUUCCUCUGCAGGCAUACUUCACACAGUUUUUAACUUAGCCAUGAACUCUGAGAACACAUCCACAUUGCCUAGGAUAACUUUCAUAGGGAUAGGACAUAAAGGCUGCCAUCAUAGAAAAUGUUGCAACUAGGAAGCCUACAUGUACUUUAUAACAAGAACACAGUUCUCUGAUGGAUCAUUUUAGGCACAAUUUUUUUGUCUGAAAGAGGAUCGGAAAUAAACUUGUGCUCUUGUAGGUUGGUUAGUAAUCAGAAUUAAAGUUACAUUGUACUUAUAUGGACUUUCACAGUUGAGUAGCAUUGCCCACAAUGUGAAAUUGGUGUAUCAAAACAAAGCAAGUUAAUAGCUUCGUGGAUACUUUAAAAACACCCACCCUAAAUCCAACAUUGCAAAAAAAAGGGGAUUUAUCUUAUUAAAAUACAUGUGGGAUAUAACCUGAGAA
Messenger RNA from Patiria miniata (bat star), 1441 nucleotides. RefSeq names its product signal recognition particle 19 kDa protein-like (gene srp19). Bases 82 to 522 code for a protein of 146 amino acids. Gene Ontology annotation, molecular function: 7S RNA binding. The record is from RefSeq and is a predicted model, not a curated record. Lineage: Eukaryota; Metazoa; Echinodermata; Asteroidea; Valvatida; Asterinidae. Gene Ontology annotation, cellular component: signal recognition particle, endoplasmic reticulum targeting. The transcript has 4 exons. Gene Ontology annotation, biological process: SRP-dependent cotranslational protein targeting to membrane, signal sequence recognition; SRP-dependent cotranslational protein targeting to membrane.